This is a messenger RNA of Didymella exigua CBS 183.55, 2066 nucleotides long. RefSeq lists its product as uncharacterized. Gene Ontology annotation, cellular component: nucleus. Gene Ontology annotation, biological process: positive regulation of transcription from RNA polymerase II promoter by galactose; DNA-templated transcription. Bases 84 to 1835 code for a protein of 583 amino acids. The transcript has 6 exons. The record is from RefSeq and is a predicted model, not a curated record. Gene Ontology annotation, molecular function: RNA polymerase II cis-regulatory region sequence-specific DNA binding; DNA-binding transcription factor activity, RNA polymerase II-specific; zinc ion binding. NCBI's taxonomy places the organism in Eukaryota, Fungi, Ascomycota, Dothideomycetes, Pleosporales, Didymellaceae.
UCUACUGAACGAUGGCGCUAGAUCGCAGGAUACUGACACAGUUGAUCCUGAUAUAGUUGGUAACGACUUUGAUCCGGAAGCCAAUGAAGACACUCAUGCAGCAAGGAUUUUCCAGGAUCAGCACGCCUCUGACUUCGGGUAUUUCGGUCAGUACACGAUUGUCAUCACGGGGCUCGUUAACAGCAAGCCCAGGGCCAUCUUCAAAUCAUGCAUUUUUCCGCUCAGUCUCGCGCUGUUUCUUUCAUUUCUUGCGCAGCGCACCGCUCCAGCAUGAUCAGAGCCAAUUGUUGACGACGGCAAUGUUGACAGAUGACGGGAAUGAGGCUAAAGCAUCAACUGCAUCUCACAUGGCCAGUCUCGAGAAUCCCUUCCUUGCGACGUUGCCGGCCAUGUCAGAGUCGCUUUUGAUGCUCGAUCGCUUCUUUGCGACUACAGCACCUAUAUUGCCGUUCAUCGCCAAAGCGACCUUGAUCACGUCUCUGAGAGAACUGACCUCUGGGUCCUGUGAGCCGGGAUCAUGGACGAAACGAGCGCUUGUCAAUAUCGCAUUCGCGCACUCGUGUAUGGUGGUUGGAGACAUUCGAAGCGACAUUUUUUUCCGCCGAAGCUUGCAUUGCGUGAUCUCUGAGACCCUCAGGGGUGCCAACAUAAGACUCAUACAGGCGUUAUUACUUGUGACGAGCUAUCAGCAGCAACAGCAAAUGUCAGUUAAAAGCUGGACAUACCAUGCUUUGGCAGUGAAAGCUGCCUUCCAGCUCGGCUUGCACUGCCCAUCCAGCUAUAAAGAGAUCUCGCCGUCAGACGCUGAACUCAGUAAGAGACUGUGGUAUUGCUUAAUCAACCAGGAUAGAAUGCUUUGCAUGUGUUUAGGCAGGCCGUGCCUUAUCCCAUCACACUACAUAUGUACGCCUCGCCUAGAAGACCCAAACAGCACAUGCCGUAUUUCAUCGAUCGGGCACGACUACCAGACUGAGAGUCUUCUGCAUCACAAGUAUCAAACUGAUUUGUAUUGCAUCGUUGCAUCCGUCCUGAGUGAUAUGUAUCAGCAUAACAUCGAAAGGGAAGAGUCGUUGAGCACAUGGACUUUGCUAGCAACGAGAUUGAAAUUGUUCCACCUAUUCGAGGAGUGGAAUCGCAAGCUCGAUCCGGGUCUCGAGCUAAUAACACCACAAGAAGUCAGCACGAUUCUUUCCUCUCAAAGGGUCGAGGAUCGAUUCAGGCUUUCUCUAACAAUGCACUACUACCGAGCCCUCAUCUUGCUUAAUGGACCGGUUCUCACACAAGUGCUCGACAUUGCCAUUGGCUCUUCACACACGAAUGCAGAAGCCGUGCCUUUUGUUGAGCACUGCUUACCGACUCUCAGAAGCGACUUCGUUGCGCUCGAGAACAUGCACCAGAUACUCUCUGUUCUCUCGCAAUCAGAAGAUUUCUUAAACCAGAACAACAUGUGGUGGCUUUGCAAUCACGCCAGUUCGUCAGUAGCCAUGCAUCUUUUCUGUCUUGCACUGCUCUAUCAAGUGCAUCCCAAUUUGGAAGUCUUGAUUGGUAUUCCAGCAGUCAAGAUCAGGCAGGUUCUAGGGGAAUGUCUCGAUAACAUGAGACUGUUGCAACGGACGAGCGUGCUGUUUCGGCGAGCUCGUGAAGCCAUUCACAGAUUUACUCAAAAGCUGGAUUCAGUUUCAAGUGUGAGGGAGCGCAAUACACCGAGCACUGUUGUCUCCGACAUCGCUCGACCCUUUGAUUUCGACUUCACGCAGUACGAUUUGAGCACGACCAACGACCUCCUCGGACAGUCAGAUCUUGAUCUUCUACUCGGUGACGGUCUGUAUUGCUGAACCCCCAUUGACGACUUCGAGAAAGUCCAAAUCCGGCCCCGAACAAUCCGAACAAGAAGCUAGACUUCAGUCUAGGUCGCCACCCGAUAAGCCGAAAAAUGUCUGGAGGGCCUGCGUUUCGACGCCCUUGUCGUAAAAAUUUCGCCGCAUUCAUACAAUUCAAUCGCAAAAAGGGUAAAACAAAACACUGCAUUGCGGCCAUCUGGUCGAAUGCUUCUGCAAGUCCUUCCG